This is a messenger RNA of Penicillium argentinense, 3561 nucleotides long. RefSeq lists its product as uncharacterized. The record is from RefSeq and is a predicted model, not a curated record. The transcript is spliced from 2 exons. NCBI's taxonomy places the organism in Eukaryota, Fungi, Ascomycota, Eurotiomycetes, Eurotiales, Aspergillaceae. Bases 1 to 3561 code for a protein of 1186 amino acids.
AUGUACGGUCAUUCCCAGCCUGAGCCUCAGCCGGAAUGGCGACUACCCCCGCGCCCGGGGAGACGGGCUGAAUCGCCGCUGCCUCCGCCGCCGCCGCCGCCGCCGCCGCGUCCACCGACGACGACUGCUGUCUACAGUCCGGCCACGUAUGGGCCGAUAUCGAACUCGCCAGUGAACCCAAGUGUGUCGCCAGUGCCGACUGCUGUGCCAGGGACCGACCCAAGGACGUGGGGAGUGCGGUACAACCAACAACCGGUUCACCCAAUCCAUGCCCCGCCUGCGCUACCGCCUCGACCAUCGAGUACCAAUGAGCAGCCGUAUGCGUAUACCUAUGCCCAGCAAACAGCACCACCACCGCCCGCGCCGGCACCCGCGCCGGCACCAGUACUUGCACCAGCUAUCAACACGGCUGUCACGCCUCCACACCCGUCACAUGGCUAUGAAUCCUUCGCAGACGUUCAGCUCCCAUCAGCAACUAGCACCAUCCCACCGCCAUAUUCGCCGUCUCAUCAGAAACCCGCAACGGAAGCUGUGCCGCCCCCGCCCCCAAAAGUCCCCCAAGGACAUCAAUAUGCGCCGGCCGAGCUAAAUCAUCCGCCCGAACGGCCCCCAUUACUCGCGCAAGGUGUGGGGCCUGCAGCGACCCAGGGCUCGUACAGUUUUCGGCCCCCUGCCUUGAGUACAGCGGAGACAAGUGCUUCGGCUUUGGGGCCAGGAACGCCUUCGGAUUGGGAGCAUCUCGGCCCUACGCCCGGAGAUUUCGACGAUUCGCCCUGGUUUCCGCCAAGACAGUCCGAGCCAAUCCCUCAGGAGACGAUACAAACUCCCCCGGGAUAUUCGUCGGGGAUUCCAAGCCCUGGAAUAACCAGUCAUGCUACUGGCCCUUUGCAUCGUGUAGAAACGAAUUAUCAGUGUCACCACCAGGCCAACCCAAGUGCUCUGUCUCAACCCGGCCAUGGUCGCCGGAAUGGUUCGUUAUCACCGAUUAGUCCCAUGACCGCACAGGGUGCGCAGAGUCCUCCGCCGCCGGCGCGAAUAGAUAGUGUCAGCUCUGGUCACUCUAUGAGAAGCCAUGCUGAAAGCAUCGACAAUGUGAUUGAUGCGUGGGUGCGGCCGUUGGCACCUACUUCCAAGUCAGGACCACCGGAGAAUGCCGAUACAGCGGAUCGUUCAGACUACGCGCCGCUUCUUCAAAGCAAUGUCACCACUCCUGUCGAAGCCCCGCGUCCUCUACAGAGUAUCCCGACCCAAGCCUCACGUCAAGAGACAAGCCCAAGUGCGGCGACCCCCACAGAAUCGCAAGGAAGGUCCCCAGCAGCAAGGAGCGCAGAUCCCUACGAGGAUCUCGAUCCGUGGUUCAAAUCGUCUCUGACACGCUACGUUGCUAUGCUGCGUAAAGAGGCGGUCGCGGACUCGGACGAAGAGCGUUACAAGAUAUUUACUGCUUUCAUGAGCAAAGAGACGAAACUGCGCGAGAUUCUGUACAAUAUUGAGCCUGUGUCUCAGCCCUCCCCGCCAGCUCCCAAAAUUUCAGAGCCGACGCAGCAAGUCUCGCCAAGUUCGGAGGAGAAGCGCAAACCAGUCUACGAGUCGGGACUCAUCCCGGUGGAAACAGAAGAAAUUAUGACUCCCAAUACGCCCACUGCGACGACGGAAGAUGGUAACGAUACCGAUGAUGUGGGUAGCGAGUACAGCGCGGGAGGACGGCCCAUCCUAGCCAAAAGAGCACGUCGAGGCUCGCACUGGAUGCCGAAACUGUCGAGUCUUCCUUCGGAGGGAAAUACUACAGGACAACCCUUGGAAGAAAAUGCGCAGAGGCAGACCCUGGAACCCCUAACGAUCAAUCCUCCCCGCCCGAUCUAUACUCCCUUUCAAUAUACCGAGGGUCCCCAGCGCGGCUCUGACAAGCUCUCCUUCGACCGUCCCGCCUAUCAGGCUUAUUCCGAUCUGCGAGCGUCUGCAGUGAAUGGACGACUCAUGUCGAAUGCUCCGCAGCCCCACAGCAGAUCGCGGUCCGGGACGCUGAGCACUGCCCCGGCGCAGAAUGAGCACGACGAGACCUUCCUCGGAAUUAUCCGUCAUCGAAGCACCGCCUACUUGGAAACAUCUCAUCGGGGCUCUAUGCCAUCUUCGCUUUUACCAGAAGCCCUUCGCAAGGGCCAAGGAAAAUUGAAUGGUCCGGUCGAGGAGCUUCGUGCCAUGGUCUGGACGCCAUUGGACAAGCAGACUGAAAGCUCAUGGCAUAUCACUAUUCGCGAGGACCUUGCUAAGCUUCCCGACGAUUUCUCGUACAUCCAAAGCACCAUUGACGGGUGGGAAAACACGGCCAAGGUCCGGAGACAGGAUCUCGACCGGGAGCGCUCAGUUCGUCAGGAGGAAUCCGAGGCGCAGAUCGACAAUCUCUUCAAUGAAAAGGAGAUUGGAUAUGCGGAUAUCAAUACCCUGGAAGAAGACUUCCGACAGACUGAGGCUCGCGUUCAACUGGACGAGGAACGGCAAGAAGUCGAAGACUUCAUUUCGAAGGUCUUUAACCCUCUCGACGAGCGGUUGAAGGAGGAGAUCUCUGCAUUGCGCAAGUCUUACGACUCCGCCCUGAACCAACUCGACCGGGAUCAAAAGGGCAAGAACUCACCAGUCGAGAAAUGUAGCCCCUCCGUGACCAUGAAAAUGGUCAAUGAGAUCCACAGCAAACUCGAACUGCGCUUCCAAAAACGGCUGGAGAUCGCGUUGGACUGUGAGCGUCGCCGUAAGAAGGCAGAACGCCGACCACUAGUCUUCAUGGGCGACAUGGCCAGUCUCCGCAAGCUAGACGGCGACUUCGACCGCAUGGAAAAGCGAAACAUCCUCGAAGCAGCCAAAGACCGCGAUGACCGGGCAAACCGCCUCAUGGACUCGUUCGACGACGCCAUCUUACACGGCCUAGGUAUGAACCAGAGUCUCCUCGACGAGCUCGCCACCAAAGCAGCGCGGCUAGACCCCACGACCCUCCGCGCCUCCGGCCUACCGGAUUCUGAAGUCGAACAGAUCCUCAAGUCCGCCGCGACCUUCGCCGCGUCGCUGCGCGCCGAUUCCGAGGCCAUCCUGCAUUGCUCUGGGGUUGCCGACAUGGCGCUCAACGAUGCCGACUACAACGUCUCCGUCGCCGAAGCGCGCUAUGCCAAUUCGGAACCGGAGAUCUUUGCCCGGCUGGAGGAUGAGAAGAAGAAGGAAGAUGCAAUUCUUGAGACGGAUUUGAACUCCAAGUUGCAGAGUAUCAAUAAGUCGCCGGGCGAGAUUGAGAUGACGAUUCAGCGUCUUCUGCGAGAUUUGGCUAGUACACCUGAUGUUGCGACUCUUCCGGCAUCGCAGGAUAUUGAUGACGAGCCUCCGCUGGCAAUCAACAAACCUGCUGAUGUGCCGUCACCGCUGGAGCUGCGCCCUGCCACGGUUGCGCCUACGCCUGCUCCUGCUUCUGCUCCUGUUCCCAGUUCGACCCCGGUCUCGAUGGCUCAAACAGAACACGAGCAAAGAAUGCGCAAGGCGCUGGAAGAUGCCAAGAAGCGCAAUGCAGCUCGCAACUAG